This is a messenger RNA of Guillardia theta CCMP2712, 1194 nucleotides long. RefSeq lists its product as hypothetical. The transcript is spliced from 6 exons. The record is from RefSeq and is a predicted model, not a curated record. Gene Ontology annotation, molecular function: ATP binding; nucleic acid binding. NCBI's taxonomy places the organism in Eukaryota, Cryptophyceae, Pyrenomonadales, Geminigeraceae. The coding region runs from base 1 to 1194 and encodes 397 amino acids.
AUGAACUUGGAGGAGGUUCCCCUCUCGAAGAAAGUGAAGGCAAAGCUGAAGGAGUGCGGGAUCACCUCCUUGUUCCCCGUGCAGGUGAAGACCUUCCAGACACUGAUGGAUGGCAAGGACGUCGUGGUGCGAUCGAGAACAGGGUCAGGCAAGACCAUCGCGUUUGCUCUCCCCGUCAUCGAGAAGAUCCUUGCGAAUAAGACUCGCAAGCACGGAAGGCUGCCGUCCUGCCUCGUCAUUGCGCCAACCCGAGAGCUCGCCAUCCAGAUCGACCGCGAGUUCACCAGGAUCCAGCCCGAGGUGGCUUCAACGUGUGUGUACGGAGGGGUCUCCAUCGGCAUGCAAGUGAGCGCGCUGCGCAAGGGCGUCGAUGUGGUGGUGGGAACGCCAGGAAGGCUGAUCGAUCACCUGGUGAACGGAACGCUGGAUGUCAGCGCUGUGGAAACUUUCAUCUUGGACGAGGCCGAUGAGAUGUUGAAGAUGGGUUUCCAGGAUGAUGUGGAGAGGAUCAUAGAGUACCUUCCUCCAUCAAAGCAGACAAACCUCUGGUCUGCCACGAUGCCCACCUGGGUGAAAGAUCUCGCGCAGAAGUACUGCAAGGACGUCGUCUUCUUCGACAUGGUGGGCAAUGACAGCACCAGGACUUCCAUCACCAUCGAGCACAUCGCGAUUGCCUGCGGCUAUGACAGCCAUGCAAACGCGAUCUCAAGGGUCGUCAAGAAGUACGGAAAGGGAGGGAGAGUCCUGGUCUUCUGCAGGACGAAGCUGGAGGUUGAUCGCCUUGCCAAUCAUCCCAGCCUCAAGACAACGGCUCGAGUCAUCCACGGUGACGUCAGCCAGCUUCAACGCGAGAGAACCUUGCAGGAUUUUCGGUCCGGCAAGUUUUUGAUUCUCGUGGCUACCGAUGUUGCUGCCCGUGGCAUUGAUGUCCCCGAAGUCGAGCUUGUCAUUCAGACUUGCGUUCCGGAAGACUCCAACACCUUCGUGCAUCGUUCCGGUCGUACAGGACGUGCUGGCAGGAAGGGAGUCAGCGUUGUCUUCUACUCCGGCGGCGAGGAGAGAGACUUGCUGGAGAUCGAGGAAGAACUUGGGAUUCAGUUUCACCUCCCGGUAGGUACGAUGCCCUCGUCCUCCCCUGCUCACUGCACGCUCAGGGCUGCCCAAAGAGUGUUUCCAUCCCGGAUGCGGAGCUGA